Messenger RNA from Symbiodinium necroappetens, 559 nucleotides. The record is from the annotation of a GenBank genome assembly. Lineage: Eukaryota; Dinophyceae; Suessiales; Symbiodiniaceae.
AUGAUGGGAUUUGGUUUGCCAGCGGGAGCUCCAGGGCCUUUCUUUGUGCGAGACGUGGUGCUCUUCGGGCGAGGGGCGCUCCGUCCGGCGCCUUUCGCUGGCCGGGAUCACCUGGUGGAGGUUCCGCUGACGCGCCGAGAGGCCGAGAAAGCCCUGCGCAAGGAGCGUCUCUCGGGUGAGGUGCUCGCCCUUACCGCUGAGACCGACGACAAGGAGAAGGAGAACAAAGAGAAUCCGCCUGGAAAGACUCCUUGGCGGAAGAUGUUCUCAGAUGGAAUCCUGGAACCUCCGGCCGAGAAGCCGGCCAAGACUGAGGAAUCUGAAGCUCCCAUGCCUUGCUGCCUCGUGGUCUGCGAGUCCAGCGAUCGCGCGACGGCCGCGGCCGAGAAGCUGAAAGGGCAGGUCAUACCAGGCCUUCCGAAGACAUGGCCGCCACAGGACGCAGGCACCAAUGGUGUUGAGGCUGCCAAACAGAUCCUGGAGACGCAGGAGAAGGUUUGGCAGAGCCUCCGCUCCGAAACCGUGCGGGAAGUCGGCCUCUUCAAGGAACCUAUGCCAC